UAGCACAUCUCAGUCACGUGAAAGGCUAUGACCAUAACUUCUUGUCUUGGCGCCACCCUUCCCACAAUCUUCAGUAAGGACCGCACCUCAACCUCGUCGCCGACCGAUCGCAGACAGAACCCCUCAACACUCCUCGUCGUCCAGACUCGCGCACUUUCUAAAUCCGAGAAAUUUGCUUCUCAAGCGCAUCAACACAUAACCGCAAUCAUGUCUCACGAGAGCGUCUGGUACUCACGGCCCCGAACCUACGGCAAGGGUUCUCGAUCAUGCCGUGUCUGCACCCACCCUGCCGGUCUGAUCCGCAAGUACGGCCUGAACAUCUGCCGUCAGUGCUUCCGGGAAAAGAGCCAGGACAUUGGUUUCAUCAAGCACCGAUAAAUCCCUCAAUAUGACCAUCCAUCGAUCUCCGACCGUGUGUGCGACUUUCAAAACAUCGAUUAUGGCUCUAAACGUUAGUUGAUAUUGCAAGGAGAGCUGGGAGAGCUGGGGAAAUGCAGAUGAAUGGGAAGAUGAUUUGCGGCUGGGUUUGCAUCGAGCUACUGCGAGAUGGAAUCCAGUGGUCAGUAGCCUUGGGCGAUGAGGCAUGAACCAUUGCCUUUUCUUUCAGCAUUUCAAACACGGACAAUGGUAGACGGGUUCCCUUCUUACUCCAAUUAUGGAAAUGGGAAGG
This is a messenger RNA of Exophiala viscosa, 670 nucleotides long. Its product is annotated as ribosomal protein S14p/S29e-domain-containing protein. The coding region runs from base 28 to 378 and encodes 116 amino acids. Gene Ontology annotation, biological process: translation. Gene Ontology annotation, molecular function: zinc ion binding; structural constituent of ribosome. The record is from RefSeq and is a predicted model, not a curated record. The transcript has 4 exons. Gene Ontology annotation, cellular component: cytosolic small ribosomal subunit; ribosome. Lineage: Eukaryota; Fungi; Ascomycota; Eurotiomycetes; Chaetothyriales; Herpotrichiellaceae.